This is a messenger RNA of Penicillium brasilianum, 2046 nucleotides long. The record is from the annotation of a GenBank genome assembly. Lineage: Eukaryota; Fungi; Ascomycota; Eurotiomycetes; Eurotiales; Aspergillaceae.
AUGGAUGGACCACCACCCCCGCCGCCGCCCCAUGGCGAAAACCCUCAUACCACCGAAGGCGAAUAUCGCAAGGCCUCCGACAUGCCGCCGGGCAACUAUGACAUCUUCAUCGUCCCGCCUCAUUCUGCAGGCUCCGGCUUCCUCUACCUCCCAUCGCUGCAAUGCCAACGGAACAGCUUCAUUGCGGGUGCCGCAAGCACUCUUUUGGUAGUCAUGAUCUGGUCUGUUGUCGCACCGGUCGCAAAGAAAUGGUACUUUGCAACCAUGGCCGCAGCCGCAUCCAGCAACAACAAUGUGGGGAUGAUAGUGAUUGCAAUUGGAGUUGGAGUGACUGGUUGGGCCUUUGGCAUAUCCCAGACAGGCCAGUUCAAUAGUAGCUCCAACGGUGGCAAGCGAUUCGGCGGUGGCUUUGGGUCUUUUGGAGGCUCUGGUGGACAGAACUCCCAGAAUCAAUCAUCCGGAGCCAACUAUGGCAAUGGACCCGGGCAGCAGCAGCAGCAACAACAACAUGGAGGUAAUGGUGGAUCGGGUCAGCAACACCGACAGCAAGGAGGAGGAAAUUUUGGAAGUGGACCAAACCGAGGGAAUCAGUAUGCUGGCAAUCAACAUGGUUCUGGCGCAGAUUCUGCACCUCCUCCCAAAACUGAUCACAACAAUCAUGGCCCCAACGGUGAUGAGUGGGAAAAGGCGCGCGAAGAGACGAAGCGUAAGGAAGAGCUGCGCCGGAAGAUGGAGGAGUUUAGGCGCAAACGAGAGGCUGAGGCGAAGGAAAAGGAGAGGAAACGAGAAAGAGAGGCGAUGGAGAAGGAGUUGAAAGACCGCCGCGAACAGCUCGAGCGUGAGAUGGCAGCUGCCAAAGAGAAAGCAGAGAGAGAAACCCGCGAGCGGGCAGAAAAAGAAGCUAAAGAGGUCCGCGAACGUGCGGAGAGAGAAGCCAGGGAGGCUCGUGAACGUGCCGAAAAAGAAGCUGCCGAAGCUCGGGCGAAACUGGAAAAGGCCGCCGCCGAGGCCAAAGCCGAAGCCGAGCGACGUGAAGCAGAAGCCAAGGAGAAAGCGGCAAAAGAGGCUGCCGAGAAAGCAGCAGCAGAAAAGGCCGCUGCUCAGAAGGAAGCCAUGGCGAAGUUUGCUGCGCUCAAAGAAGCGGCAGCCAAGCGGUACGCUGAGAAGAAGGCGCAGGAAGCUAAAAAAGAAAAAGAGGCACCACCCAAGGCUGGAAGCGCAACCGGCACUCCUCGAACUCCCUCGCCUAAGAAACCGCCUUUUCCAACGGCCAAGACAACCAUCGAAGAUGACGCCUAUUCCUUUCGGCCCUACGAUCGUCCGCGACGACCAUAUGGGCAAGCAUCCGGGUCAUCAGCAUACUCCGAGUCUUCAUACGCUCCCUCUCAGUCGACAGCACGGACGACGCCUCCUCCAUCUCAUCGCGGCACUUACUCCACCAAGGAUCCGGACAAAAUCGUGAUUUUGGGUGUAUACCAGUUCACCAACGCGUUCAUGAAGACGCCAGUGGCCCAACUAGUUUCCGGACAGGGCAUGGUCACCGACGGACUCGUUCUACGGAUGACUACCGAAGGCUUAUUCGUUGAUGAUGACCUUCGGGGAGUUGGACAACGAGAAUGGGACGUCAAGGCCUGGACCUUGAAGCUGGCAGAGGUAUGGUGUCCUCAAAUGGGGACUCCACCAGGCUCCAAGCAACAAGCCUCCACCAACCCAUUCUCCUUCCGUCGCAGCGGUGCAGCGCACUCAGUGCCCACCAACGAGGAAUCGGACGCAUUCACUGCCAACCUUCUCAAAGUCUGUAAGAACACCUGCCGCCUGGCUUCUCCAAGUGCCGGUGCUGAAUUCCGCGGUCUCCACGUUCUCCGCGCCAGUUUGCGGGAUCAAGAGGGCAAGCGGUACGUCUUUGUCUUGCAAGAUACCGAGGCUUGGAAGGUUGCCAUUGGUCUUCAGCGUCUGCGUGGCGGUGCCCUCGUCCGUGCCUUGGGUGUCUCUGCGCUGCCGGCUCCGGACUGCAAGACCACUCUGAGCAACUUGGGCUAUACUUGA